GCGGCCGGAUGACGCCACCAGGCGGAUGACGUCACCAGGCGGCGCCCCGCUGCCAAGGAGGCGGCGGCCAUGGCAGCGGCGCUGGGGCCGCAGGCGGAGGCGGAGGGGUGGCGGCGGCUGCUCCGCGCCGUGACCCGCCUGCAGGCCUGUGUCAGGGGUUACCUGCUGCGGAAGCGGUUUCGGAGCCUGCGGGCAGAGUACGAGGAGGUGGUGCGGGAGAUCGAAGGGGACCUGAGCCAGCUGGAGUGGAGGGGACGGAUCCUGCCGCGGCCCGUGUUCGUCCCCGAGAAGCCAACGCAAGGGACGCGUACAGACCCGCAGGAGGCUGUACCGAGUGACGAGGCCAGCACAGAAAAACUGCAGGAGGAGCUGGACACCUCUGAACCUGAACGGGACUGGGGCUGCAGCACGGUAAAACCUACAGCCCAGCUGCAAAGCCAGAAAGAGCUGAGCUCCGUGGGUGAAGGCGAUGGAGUGAGCCCCCCAAGUCCCGAGGCUGAUGCUGAUAAAUGCCCUGAAAAGGGGUGCAGCGCCCCAGCAGAGAGCGAGGAGUGGCAGAACGACAGUAACGCGUUCCCUGCGUGGGACAGCGGUGUCCUGGAGGCAGAGUCCCUCGAAGCCUGUCUGGGAAUUCCACUUGAGGAAAUAAAGCAGCUUCCUCGAACUCGGUCUGGUCUCCAGUCCUACAGAAAUCACUUGAUCAUGGAGCUGAUGUGGCUGCAACAAGCUAUUGUCAGCCGUAAAAAUUACUUGAUGCUGAAGCAGAGGCUGGGGACUCCUGAUGCAUAGGAGGGCAUUCCUGAGCACGUGGGGCAUUUGCAUUGGCGUGGAGAAGCAGUGGAGCUGCAGCACCACAGUCGUGACACGACCUCAGGGACAGCAGCAGCUUGGGGGAGCUCCAGCUCUGUGGGCUGACGUUUUCCGCUUCAGGUGAAUGUGGCAAGAAAGCCUUUUAUUUCUUUUAAACAUGAAUAUUUGAUCAAAGCAGGGAUUAAACAUCACUGUGAAGCCAAGGAGGUGGUUGUGUGUCCUGGAGGGAGCCCCAGCGAGGCCUCCUUCCACGAGAACCCUAUUUCUGUUGGCUGAGCUGGAUGGUCCUAGGGGAAGAUUGAGGCUGGGAAGACUGUCAUGUACAGAAGGUGCCUUCUGACCAGCUGAUCGCUUGUGACGGAACUUAAGUGCCUGAAGGCGGCGGGUGUUUUGAACCUGCAGGAAGAGGCUCUUCUCCGCUGAACUGUGGGUGACCCAUAUCAGUAUCUUUGCUGUUUAUUUGGGAUGGCUCUACACAUCACAGCUCUGUGAUAUCUGGGAUUUCCAGGCGCUCGUGGUAGGCUCUGGGGAACACCUAGUUGAAGUACUAAGUAUGGAGAAGAGUUCCCUAACUUUCCCGUGCAGUUGGUGGGGAGCGCUGGCACAUCAAACCUAACCUUCAAGACAUGAGGCUUGGUUCUUGACUUGCAUAUCUCUGGUCGUGGUAAUAUCUCUCUCUGUGGCAGAGUCACCUGAAGAGAACACCAGGUACUUGAGCGAGCAAGGAAGGGCUUACAGGGUUGGGCACUUUGUCUAUACGUUGCUCUAGUUCAGGGGCAUUCGCGGUCCCUCGGAAAGGGACUUUCUGCGUGGUGCUGUGGUUCCCUACUGUGACCCCAAGUCUUCUGUGCAAACACUCUGUGUUCCUGCUGACUGAACGGUCACUCUUGCCAUGUGGCAGAUGUAUCUUUCUGUUCCUGAUGAUGCUGACUUGUUUGUGAAUAAAAAGCUUUCCUGAA
Chroicocephalus ridibundus (black-headed gull) is the source of this 1769-nucleotide messenger RNA. RefSeq names its product IQ motif containing C (gene IQCC). The transcript is spliced from 5 exons. Gene Ontology annotation, molecular function: protein binding. The coding region runs from base 70 to 789 and encodes 239 amino acids. The record is from RefSeq and is a predicted model, not a curated record. Lineage: Eukaryota; Metazoa; Chordata; Aves; Charadriiformes; Laridae.